UGUUUUCUAAUGUUUCAAAAAGAAGCAUUAUUAUGGAUACUAUUACCAAAAACAAAUCUUUUGUUUUGUUUAUUUUGUUCUACAGAAAAAUUAUAUAUUUAUCAAUAUCCGGUUUAUUUAAACAAAACCAUUCGAGCUCCCGCUCUUUUUAACGAUUAAAAAAAUGAAUUUAAAAUUCUGUUGAAUUCAUCGUUUUAUCUCCAUUAACUUUUGUUGAUAAAAGUUGCUAGAAAACAACUUAAACUGACACUUCUACGGAUUAGUAAUUCCAAAUGCUGGCGCGUUUUGUAAAAAUGAAUAUUUAAUGAACUAAUUCCAUUCAGAAAUUACUUUGGUCAUGUCAACUAAUGUUUUUGACUGUCACUUACUUACAGAAAGUAAAAUAGGGAGGAUAUCUUGACUGUGCGCCAGUUAGUUAAUAUUACAAUGGCAAACGAAAAUGAGUUUGAAGAACCAGCCUCUGCUGCUGAUGAAAAAGAAGUUAAGCCAAAUUUGAAUGAUAUUCUGAGAUGUGGUGCUUGUGAAAAGAUAUUUUUUAAUUUGGAUGAUUUUGUUGCCCACAAAAGUGAAGAAUGUGUGCCUGCUACAAAAAAGCAGACUUCUGAGGAUGAUGACGAUGAUGAAAGUGAAAUUGAAGUUAUUCGUCAUUCUCCUAGUAAAGGGAAGAAACAUGGGAAACAUUCUAAAAAAUAUGAUGAGCUCCAAGAAUAUGAAAAGUACCUCAGUCACAAGCAUAAAAAAAAGUCAAAGUAUCGAGAUUAUUACUUAUCUUCUAAGGAAAAAAAGUAUAGAUAUAAGGACAAGAGCUACUAUGGAGGUAUCAAAAUUAAAAAUGAACCUAUGGAUACUUAUGAAGAUGCUACAUUUUGUGGAAUUUGUGAAAACUGCAUCAGAACAGAAGAUUGUGAAGAGUGUGAAGUUUGUUUGAAAAAGAAGUCUGGUUCUUGGAAACAUGCAAAAAAACGGUGUCUUUUACGACAAUGCAUUGAAGAAAUUAAUGGCCAGGUUUAUCAAGUGGAGAAAGUUUUAGAUAAAAGAAUAGUUGAUGGAAGAGUUGAAUAUUUUUUGAAAUGGAAAGGCUAUCCUGACUCUCAGAAUGGAUGGGAGCCUGAGGAAAAUAUCUAUAGUAAAGAUCUCAUUUAUGAAUAUGAAAGAAGACAAGAACUAGAGGAGAAACAACGCCUUGCAGCCGUCAAACGUUCUCUAGCAGAUGCUAGUUCUUUCUCACCUGCCAAAAGAAUAAAGUUGGGAUCAGAUUUAGUAUCAGGAACAGUAGUUGCUACUGAAACACUUCUUGAAGCUUUGGGCCUUAAUCAAGAUUUGGAUGAAAGUGAAGGAAAUAAAAGUUCCUCCUCCAAAGUAAAAGUUAUUAAUGAUGAAAAUAAAAUGUGGGGAGCUUUAAACCGUUCACAAGGCUCCAGGAAAGAGGGACCCUCAGCAAUUUAUUUACCUAAACCUGGAGAGCCAGGAAAAUAUAUAUUAGUGAUGGGAGAACAAAAUCAACUUAAUUUACUGGAUCAAUCCAAUUUUGAGCCCAAAAUGUCAGGUUCUAAAAAAUAUCAAGAAAUUAUCCUAAACAAAGGAAGUAACAGAGAAAUCAACUUUCUUCCUGGUAUAAAAGUUGAGGCAGAUGAUGAUGAUAUUCAAGUUUUAUCACAUACGAUGAAAAAACAACCCUCAAGUCUGUAUGGCUACAUGCAGUCUGGCACAAAUAGAAAAAGGCCUGGGCGACCUAAAAAGCCAAAAACAGUUGAUCCACCUAGCUUUCUUCAUGAUGAUACCACCAAUGAUUCACAGCUAAAUGCGCGAGAUAGUACUUAUUCUGAAGACACUUCAGGAAAGAGACGAAGAAGUAAAUUACCUUCCCGUUGGAAUGAUUAUAUUGUUGAGAAUUUUGACGAAGCUAUUACAUCAUCAGCUCCCAAACCAAAACUUGGAAAGUUUUCAGAAUCUGAAGCAGAUCUUUCUAAUGAUAGUAAUUUCGAAGAAGAUUUGUCAGGCACAUAUGAUGACGACGAUGAUAUUCUUUCUGAUGGUCCGACACGUCGUGCGAAACCAGCAUCUGCAAAAUUACCUCGCCCUAUUAUGAUAGGAUUUGGUGGUGAAACGUCACAAUCAUCUGGUAUUACCCCAGAGCAAAUGUGGAAAUUAUCAUCAAAGAAACGAGGUAGACCACGAAAAUUUGAGCCUCAGCGCCACAUUAUUGUUCAAGGCAUGUCUUCAAGUCCAUCUUUUUCAUCAUCUGGUGCAAAACCAGAAGUACGACAAAGAACUUUAACUGUUACUCCUAUAUUCAAGACAAAUACUGUGCUUUCUAGACCUAUUCAGUCUCGUCCAGAACCUGGAAUGAAAACUGUUCAAACAGUUGGAGGUGAAAGAAUAUUAGUACCUGAGUCUGGGGAUGAAAAUUCUAUGAGUAUAGAUGGAAAUGUGACAACAGCCAACAACUCUUCAUAUGAAGAUAGUAUUAAUUUCAGAGAAUUAAUACAAGAUCCAAAUUUUAGUCCUAUUAGAAAGGGACCAAAAAAAUCGUCAGUGUUUCAAUUCAGUCCUGAAUUCAUGCAGAGAAUCCCUUCAGGAAGAGGUAGAGGUGGUGCACAAAUGAUUAAACGGCGACCUGGUCGUCCUCGUAAAGAAGAUCAGCUAAGUAGAUUGACUAAUGGUGGUUAUUUAGGUACCACUCUGAGUGAACUUAUGACAAGGAAGAGCUCUAUUGUUAGUAGGAAGAUAAAAGAAGAGCGGGAAAUUAAGAAGAAUCGUGUUUUUGUUGUUAUGCAGGAUGGAACUAUGGUGGAAGUGAGUGGAAAUGAUCGUCAAAAAGCUGUUCAGAAAGCUACAGCUAAAGUUGAAGCGAUUCGUCGAAGUGUUGGAAGAAUUAGAGAAAUUGAAAAAUCAAAAUACAUGGAAGAUGAUGAUGAGGACUAUGACGAUCCUAAAAAAUCUGGGGCAAGAUAUGCUUAUGGAAUGAAAAAACGAGGAGAUACAAGACCAGCUCUUGAAGACUGCACUCUUGAAACUAUUGAUGAUUUGAAUGCAAUGAUUUUGCCCAAUUCUGUUCAGCUUGUUGAAAGUGAACUUCCUCUUAGUGAAGCUGAUAACUGUGAUAAGUUAUCUGGCAUGUUUUUGUUUCGUCAGAUAUUUUCUUCUUAUGAUACUACUUUGCAGUGUUUAUUCUGUCGAAACAAAUAUUCUCUCAGAUUUCCUGCUGAUUUGGAGAAACAUUAUCAUGUAAUUCAUGAAUUGGCUGUACAUACCAGUAAAGCUGAGUUCAAUGAAAAUAUUGUAUUUGUAUGUGUCCCAGCUGAUGUUAAUGAAGAAACUACUCUGAAUUCUGGAUGUCGGUUUUGUGAAACUACCUUAAAAACACUGGCUGAAGUUAGAGACCACUAUCCAAAUGCACAUAACAAGACAGUACGGUUGGUUCCAGAGGCUGAUGUUACUGAAAUUGGUAACUUUUUCUAUUGUGGUCUUUGUGGUCAUUCAUCUGCUGAUUUUACCUCUCAUCAUCAACACAUGAAAACAAUGCAUCGCAUGCAAACUUAUGUUUGUCGUUAUUGUAACUAUUGUACUUCUAGGCCUAGUCGUUUAAGGACUCAUGUUAAACAGAGACAUUUACAAGAUCAACCUGGUCCACAUUUGCAGUGUUCAGUGUGUUCUGUCUAUGUUCAUGGAAAGGAUAGACUAACAAAACACAUCAUGCUCUCACAUGCUGUCCAAACAGGCCCCAAAACCUGGUCUUGUGCAAAGUGCCUUUAUCCAUAUGGUGAUCCUCAUGAACUUAUGAAUCAUAUACCAACUUGUCCCAAAUUGCAACCUAUGCAUGAAUCAAAAACACUUGAUGCUUGUGGUAAUUCUAAUGCUGUAUUCUUCAAAUGCAAUCAUUGCUCUCUUACAUUCUCUGACAAGACUGAAAUUGAAAAACACAUGUGUGAUGUUCAUUCUGGACUUGAAGAAAUUAGUAUUCCUGCAGAUGUCACUCACCAAGAACAUUAUGAUCCUUCUAAUUUAGAUCGUAACACAUGCUUUUUGUGUUGUAUGAGAUUUCCUACUGUUGAAUUAUGCAGAAAACAUCAGCAUCAUGUCCAUAUGCGAUGGGUUAGCAAAGAUUUGCCUGAUUAUUCUAAAGUCGAAUAUUCUGGUAUUUCUGCUGAGCAUGAAGGAGAAAUUGGUCAAGCUAUUCAAGAAAUUCAGUCUAACUCAAUUCUUGAAAUUCCUCUCAACCAAAAUGAUACCGCAUCAAUAAUUAGCAAUCUUGAACAGUUUGAACUAAAUGUAAAAUCUCAAAUGAAUGGACAGCAAAUAUUUGCUCAAAGCACAAGUGAAACUUCUGAGGGUGAGUCGGCUGUCACUGUUUCAAUUAAGGAUUCUCUUCUUGAUCAACAAUCUGGAUCAGAAUUUAUGUCAACAGACUUGAAUGAUUCAAGCAAAGAAACUAAACAUUUUGAAACUAUUGAUUUCUUGGACUUAACUGAUGAUAAACCAGUUAAUGAGAAAAUGAAUACAGAUUUUGGUAGUAACCAGCAAAAAGAAGAAUCUGACAUAAGUAAAGAAUACAAAAGACUUGGUGAUUUUGAUGUUUCCCUGGAUGAUUUACCAGGUGAUCAAGAACUGGUUGAAAUUGGUUUUCCCAGUAAGGUCGGACAUUUUUGUCACCUGUGUGAUGCUGUCAUUAAGAGCUACCGUUUGUAUUAUCUUCAUAUGCAUAACUUGCAUCAAAUGGAAAAACGUUUCCAGUGUAUAAUUACUGCAUGUGGUAGAACUUUCUCUCAAACUUUGGCAUUCCAGAAACAUGCCUUAAAUCACAAUCAGAAGAGUGAGCAUUAUUGUAGUAUGUGCGAUAAUGUUUUUGGAGAUGAUGAAGAACUGCAAGAUCAUCUGAUAAGCUCUGACCAUGCAAAUAAAUACAUGCAAGUACAGGAAAAAUAUAAUAGGACAGAACCUCGGAAUCAUCGAUGUAAAGUCUGCCACAGUUGGUUUGGUUUGUUUGCUACAUUUGUCAAACAUAUGGAGACUGAAGGUCAUAGUUAUCAGUGUCGAGAAUGUGGUUUACUCUUUGUACAGCCAGGUCCCAGACGUAAUCAUAUUCAAAGUGUUCAUCCUGAAAUUGCUAAUAUUUGUGAGAUAUGUAGUGUAAAAUUAAACAAUUCUCAAGCUUUGUGGAGUCAUCUUUCCAUCCAUAAUAUUGUACAUGAAUGUCCUAAAUGUCAUAGGAGGUUCCUACAAAAGGAACAGUUAGUUGCUCAUUCAGAAGUGCAUGCUCCACCUACACCCUGUCCUUGGGAAGGAUGUAACCGAAAACUUGCCACAAAAGUUGGUCUUUUCAACCAUUUACGAAUGCAUAGAGGUGAUACAGACUUUAAAUGUACAAUAUGCAAUAAAGGUUUCUUCAAGAAAAAAACACUUGAAAGCCAUAUGAAAAUUCAUGAUGAGAAACCAAUGCAAGUUCCAGCUAACAGAGGACGCAAGUCUGUGUCUCAUAUAAUGGGUGGACGAAAUAUUCCAAUGGAUAUGAAUCAACAUGUUGAGGAGGUUCAAAUUGAGCAAGCUGAAGAAUCUAUUGAUUCCAACCAAGCUGAUGUCAUUCAAUUAGUUUGUGCAGGAUGUAUGAGGCCUUUUGAAUCUGAAGAUCAUUUCCAGGCGCACAUAUGUACUGGACAAGCUACCACUGAUGCACAAGGUCAAGUAGUUGUCACUGCUGGACAAUCAAUUUUUGGACAGGACCACCAAAUUAUUGUACAAACAGCUGGAAAUGGUACUGAAACCACUAUAGAUGCCGAUCAGUUUGCAUCUGCUCACCAAACACUUGCCAAUUCACUUAAUCUGACUUCACAAGAAUUUGCUGAACAACUUGCAAGAGUAGUUGCAGAAGCAACUGGUCCUGGUGGAGUUCCUGGACAAGUGACUGUAUCAAUUGCUCCCAAUGCGAAAUUAGAUGAAUCUGGGACUGUAUCAGUUAGUAUUCCAGAGUUUGAAGACUCUGCUGGAUCUACUGUUUUGUCAGAAGAAGCUACAGUUGUAUUCAAUCAGAAUGAUAAUACUGGUACCAUCAUGACGCCUCAUCAACUUGUUGAGGCCGUGGAACAAUCUCAACUGCAGAUUCACGCAAAUGAAAUCGUUACUGAUGAACAAGGCAAUCAGUCUAUUCUAAUUCAAAAGGAUGGCGAAGAAACGUUGAUGAUACAAGAGUCUUCCGAUAUUCUCAAUCAGAUCCAAAUAAAAGCAGAACCUCAGCAGUCUCAAGAGCAAACUGUCUAUACCGUGGAUUCUGAAAACCAGCAGGUUCUCGUAUCUGUCGGUGAAAACAUUGCGACCGAAGAGCACUCCAACAUAGAUUUCCAAGCAGACCACAGCCAGCAAGGUACCACUCAGGAUUUUGAAAAUGCUGAAGCAGAGCAAGUUCCCAUCCAAUUGCCUGGAGAUCAGUCAUAUACAAGUGCAGCUGUUCUCAAGAUACCUACUGCAGAUGGUGGCCACCAGAUGCUAAUAAUUCCUAUUAACUCAACUGAAAAUGGAAACACUGUUUUGACCCUACCACCGGGUUAUUCCUUAGGAGAUGAUUCUGGAGAUGGCAACAUAACUUUAGCUUUAGAUCCAAGUACAUUAGGUGCAUUAGGAGAAGGGGGAGAGCAUCAACAAUUGAUGUUACCAGUUGAUGCUGAUGGACAGAUCAACAUUGAAAGUUUACUUCAGAAUGCAUCCAUUGAUACUUUGCAAACAGAAAGUUAAAUUUAUUGUUAUUGUAUAUUUGGACAUACUUCAAAAAGAUGUUAUUAUAUAUUAUAGUGUGGCAUCCACUCUUUAUCCUUAAAAAUCCAUCUGUUAAAAGAAUAUUUUCAUUCCGGUUGUUUUGUUAAUGAACUAUUCAUAUUGUAUUAUAGUCAUGUGAGGACAUAUUCUAUUUAAAAGCGAAAAAUUUUCUCCUUUGCAUUUUUAUCCCUUUAUUAUAUUAUUAUUAUUGCAAUUUAUAUCUUAGAUUAUUCUAAAUGCAUAAUAUUUCUUUAGUAAAGAGAGACAGCUUUUUUGGACUAUUUAUUUAUUUUAGAUGUCUUUUGUUUAAUUAUUCUGGUUUACUUAACACCUGGAAAUGUUUGUUCAAUAUUAACCCACGCACAAUAUAUACAAUAAAAAAUAUUGCCUUUUUA
Molecule: messenger RNA, 7142 nt
Organism: Parasteatoda tepidariorum (common house spider)
Lineage: Eukaryota; Metazoa; Arthropoda; Arachnida; Araneae; Theridiidae
Source: RefSeq, a predicted model, not a curated record